AUGUCUUAAAUUGCAGUAAAGUGGGAGAUUCAACGUUUAUAAGGAACUUUACCAAAUAAAAUAACGAAUCCUUGCACAUUUUAUGAGGAUAAUUUAUAUUUAAUAGUUGAUAACUACAAACAGAAUGAUUUGUAUAGUUUAAGCUUGAUUGAUUUUAAAUGGCGGAAAUUAUGCAAUGGAAUUCCAUUUAAGGCUAGGUGA
Molecule: messenger RNA, 201 nt
Organism: Paramecium tetraurelia
Lineage: Eukaryota; Ciliophora; Oligohymenophorea; Peniculida; Parameciidae
Exons: 1
Source: RefSeq, a predicted model, not a curated record